GCUUUGUUACGCCUGGGAAGCCAUUUUGGAAAUCUGCUUGUUGUGCACUAGCAUAACAGUCGCCAGCUACUUGUAAACUUGUGUGUUGUUUAUUCUAAAUAGAGGAAUAACGCUAGUGGUUUUUCGGAUCCGCAGUAAUAGAUUACCUUUGAGUUCCCGUGCGUCGGGAUGCUGGCAGAAGUUUGCGCAUUUUCCGCGAUAGUAAUGUGAGGAUCUUUUUUUUUUUUCCUUUUGGAUUACGCGAAUAAUAACAUACAUGGACUCAAACCACGCGGGCAAGUUGACAUGCUGCUAUGAAUAACAUCUCAUAUUCUGUUAAACGCAGCUGCAGUUUUCUGUUUCUAAACACAGAAGAAUGACCAUGGAUUUUUCCCAACUGCACACAUAUACGCCGCCACAGUGUGCUCCGGAGAACACCGGCUAUACCUACUCUCUCAGUUCCAGUUACUCCACAGCAGCAUUAGAGUUUGAGAGGGAGCACCAGAUUGCAGCUGUGUACGAGUCACCCAGGAUGUCGCGGCGGAGCCUGCGUCUGCAGACCGGUGCUGGCCACUAUGUCAACGAGAGCGUGGCUGAUUACUCCCAGAAUCACAGCAGCAGCAGCAACAGCAGCAGCUACACCAGCACCAGGAAAGAGACACGGACGCUGCGGAGCAAAAAGCAGCAGUCCAGUUCCAGUGGCCUGUCUCUAUCCCUGAGCCAAGCCGCCACACCGAGGAAAACCCUCUCUUUCUCGGCUGUCAGUACCCCGGUAAACAACAGCAGGUGCGUCACCGUUCAGGAAAGCAGCACAGCGUCUGAUGCUUCUCUGCUGACCCCCAUCGUGGACCAGUCCCACCUGAGACAACGUACCAUCACCACAACUACAACCUCCACCUCUGUGGAUGGACACUGGGAGAGAAGCUUCAGCGCUGACCACAGUUCAGGUGUCAACGGCGACGCCAGUGCAUCCAAGUCUCAUACCACGCUCGUCAAUGGUUACAUCUGCAAAGACUGUUCUUUACACUCUCAGAAGGACUCCUAUAUCACACGGUCUUCAUCAAAAUCAUUAUCAUCAUCUCAGGCUGCAGAAGCUUCUUCUGAAGCCCUCUUCUCCUCAUCUUCACCUUUCACAAGCAUAUACUCCAGAGACAGGAGUCGAAGGAACAAGUCAGGUGUCCUGGUGUCUAUGUCUAACACAUGUAUGCGCUACAGCAAACGAGCCGUGGCACCCAUAGUGUCGUUAGUCACUCUGCUCUUCAACAAUGUGCUCUGGCUCGGUUCAAGGGCCAAGAGCCCCCCAGGAAAAGGUGUCCUCGCAUCAUUUUCGGACUCGAUGAGACGAGCGGUAUCCUCCAGUUUGUCCCAGCUGUGGCUGUUUAAGCAGACCACUCUCAACAGAGUGAUGGGCUACAGAGCUAAUGGCUAUGAAGGACAAGAUACCAGCCACUACUCCAAAGCUCACUCAAGUUUCUGUGGAAGCAUGAAUGUGAAGGGCCUGGUGACUGAGGAUGCAUCGCGUCUUAAUCUCAAUGGUUCCCUGUGUGAUGACUGUAAAGGGAAGCAGCAUUCAGAGACACACACCGUCCUCCUCACACAGUCCUCCAGGCCUCGACGCCUGCUGGGGGCCCUGUGGAGUGUCCUAGCUUACACAGGCUACUGCCUCCUGCAGCCAGGUUACUGUGUGGUGAGAGCGGGCAAAGCGGUGGGAUCCGGGGCCGGGACGGUGGUGCAGAGGCUGCUGUCUCUAUUCUGGAUGCUCCUGGCAGCUCCAGUGAAGGCAGGCAGGGGACUUCUGUGGUUUCUUGCAACCGGAUGGUACCAGCUGGUGUCUCUCAUGUCUGUCCUCAACGUCUUUUUUCUGACAAGAUUCCUUCCCAAACUCUGGAGGCUCCUUCUGCUCCUUUUGCCCCUCUUGCUUCUCCUUGCUUUAUGGCUGUGGGGUCCGUCCACUGCUGCCCUGCUUGCCUACCUCCCAGCCAUAAACCUAACAGAGUGGCGUCCUGCCUCUCCCUUCACCCUCCUGUCUAACUGGAUGCCAUCAUCUGCUCCGGUUCCUGUGUCAGUCCCGGCCCCUGCACCAGAGACCCCAGUGGAGCAAACCCCGGCCACCCCAGUCUCACAGGCACCACCGAUACUUCCCCCUGCGGCAUUCUCUAAUGUGGACUUAGAGCGGCUGGAGCGAGUGGAGCGCCAACUAGCCCUACUGUGGGAAAGAGUCCAGCAGGGUGACCAGAAGCAGGAGGAGCGCCACGGCAACGUUUUAGGUCUCUACAGCACCCUGAAGGAGCAGCUCCACACUCAGACAGACAGAGAGAGUCUGGGAUUGUGGGUGUCCUCCCUGCUGGAGCAGAGACUCGGGGUGUUACGGGGAGAGCUGGAGCGGGACAACACACAAAGAACACAGAGUGCAGAGCAGCAGGAACGGCACCAAGAGAGUCAAGCAGCACGGUUGGCUGAUUUAGAAUUACUGCUCAGCACUCUGGCUGCCAAAACUGAGGAGGUGCAACAUAAGCAGCAGCAGUAUGAGCACGAGAAGCAGGAAAAAGAGAGAGAGGCCAUCACUCCCGCAGCAGACACGGUUCCUGUCAGUGUGGGUGUGGCGCAGGAGGACCAUGAUGCCUUGCUGGUGGAGGUGCAGAGACUUGAGGCGGAGCUGGGCAGAGUCAGGCAGGACCUGCAGGGCGUUCUUGGAUGCAAGGGCAAAUGUGGGCAGCUGGACACACUGCAGCAGACGAUAUCAGAUCAGGUGUCCUCCCAGGUGCGUAAGGAGUUGCAGGCUCUGUUCUUUGGUGGCGUUGGAGCAGGAGAGGAGCAGGGAGAGGUGCCUGAGUCUCUGGUCAACUGGCUGUCCCAGCGCUACGUAAGCACACCUGACCUGCAGGCCUUACUGGCCUCACUUGAGAUGAGCAUCCUGAGAAAUGUGUCCCUGCAGCUGGAGCUUAGCCGGGCCCAAACCCUGGGCGAGGCCGAGUCCCAAGCCAAGACCAUCGUUAAGACGGUAACCGGGACUGUCCAGCACACUGCUUCCACAGAGGGAAUGACAGAAGAGCACGUAAAGCUGAUUGUCCAAAACGCUCUGAGGCUCUACUCUCAGGAUCGAACAGGCCAGGUGGACUACGCCCUGGAGUCUGGAGGUGGCAGCAUCCUCAGUACUCGCUGCUCUGAGACGUAUGAGACGAAGACGGCCCUAAUGAGUCUGUUUGGCCUGCCCCUCUGGUACUUCUCCCAGUCUCCACGGGUUGUCAUCCAGCCUGACGUAUACCCAGGUAACUGCUGGGCGUUCAAGGGCUCUCAGGGCUACCUGGUGAUCCGGUUGUCCCUGAGGAUCCUGCCCACAUCCUUCUGCGUGGAACACAUCCCCAAGGCCCUGUCCCCGACUGGAAACAUCACCAGCGCACCACAAAACUUCACUGUUUUUGGUCUCGAUGAUGAGUACCAGGAAGAAGGGAAGCUGCUUGGGCACUACACAUAUCAGGAAGAUGGAGAGUCACUGCAAACUUUUCCUGUUAUGGAGAAGAACGAAAGGACCUUCCAGAUCAUCGAGGUGCGGGUGCUGUCUAACUGGGGUCAUCCAGAGUACACCUGCAUGUACCGCUUCAGAGUCCACGGAGAACCUCGGCCUCAGUGAACCAACCACUAACAUAAAUGCUCAUAUAUGACAUAUCACACUAUCUGUACAUAGCUCUCGCCAACUUCUUAGAGAUGGAGGGGACUUGGUGGACAUUUUUGUAUGAAGAACAUGGACGUUGUGGAUUGUAAAGGAACGUGCACAGACUGAAUAAUGAACACGUGUUUUAUAAAAUUGAAAGAAUCACAGAAACGUCUGUAUGGGGACUGUCGAUGGUGGCAGAGGAAGAAAUGGAACCACGGAAGAAUCUAAAACUCUAAGUCCCCUUUUCGUAAAAAGGUCUCUUGCACUGAAUUAGCCCCGUGGGGGCGGCAGGCUCCACUGAGCGGACAAAUCCAUCCCCCGUCUUGGCACCUUCCACUCCUACAGGGAGGUGGAUGAUUGGAAUGGGGGAUUACAGACUCAUCUCCACCAUUUCCUCACACACUGCAUUUCAGCCUGAUUUGGUUUGUGCUCCUGAAUCAUCUGUAUUUAAUUUUAAUUUCUUGUUAGUCGACUGUUUUCAGGAUCAAAGCCACUGCACAUUUGUCUGCGACGCUGUCCAGACACGUCACUCCCUUUGUUGCUGUCAAGUCUCUGCAGUGACAUUAACUGAGCUGUUUGGACUGGACUACAAUAACAGCGGAUGUAAACUGGACAAAUAAGGUUUGCUACAUUCAAGGCUUGGCCUCAUGCAUCCACAUCAUAGCCAUAACUACUUUUUCUUUUUUUAUUUUGGAUCUGAACACGCUGCCUAUGGACAAGCUCUGAAUGUUUUCUGAAGCAGAGGCUUUGCUGCAAGUCAUCCUUUAACUUUACAGCAACACUAAAUAACCACUGAACUGAGCUCCCUGUGCUAAGUGUACAAGGAGGCUCUUCACUAUGUACAUUAGACAAAAUAUGUGUAAGGUUAUGCAAGGACUCCAGGAUUCAUUCUAGCAUGUGACUCUUCCCCAAACCUUACUGUUUAACUGAUACAUGCGAGUGUGUCCUCUCUAGAGGUUUGAGUCCUGUGCCUAGAUCUCAAAUUACCAAUCAAUGUUGAAAGCUAAGUAAUAUACCCUCUCCUGUAGACAAGAGUUUGAUUUCUACCUUCCGUUUCUAUCAAGAGGAGACUCUCCUCCUCCCUCUAGCUCAGUUCUAAACGUCCUCCUCACACGGGCUCCCUCAAUUCUGAACCCCUGAAGGAAUGUAAUCUGUAUAUUUAAUUGUUGAUAGUUGGUCCUUUAUGUCUGCUUUUAUCAGUGUUGCUUUAUUAAAAAAAAUCAUCCUGUUACUAUCAUUAUAAUUAUUGUAUUACUACCAUUAUUUCUACAUUGUGUUGUUUUGCUUUUGUUUCUUUUUUGGGGGGGUUAAUGAUGUCAGAGGAUGCACUGCAACAAUUUCUUAGGAUAAUGUUUGUGGCACAGGUCUUCACAAUUUGUUUAAAAGAAAUGGGGGGUGUCUGUAGUCAUCAAUUUUUGGUUGCAACUAGGGGGGAGUCUAAAAUGUUAUGUAUAAAAUAAUGUUUUGUUCACAAUAUUAUUUAUUAACAAGUCAACUAGUGACUGCGAGAUAUGAGUUAUUGCAAUGUAUAUUUUGUCAAAAGCUGUUCAGUGCAUUUUGGAACCAUCUUGGGAUUUUUUUUUUAAAAGAUAAAUGGCUAUUUUUGUUCAGUCAUGAGAUGACUUAACUGCUUUGGAAUAUAUUCCAAUAAAGACUUUAAUUUUGAAGAAC
Messenger RNA from Acanthopagrus latus (yellowfin seabream), 5305 nucleotides. It is a transcript of the gene sun1, whose product is annotated as Sad1 and UNC84 domain containing 1. Lineage: Eukaryota; Metazoa; Chordata; Actinopteri; Spariformes; Sparidae. Gene Ontology annotation, biological process: nuclear envelope organization. The transcript is spliced from 23 exons. Gene Ontology annotation, cellular component: meiotic nuclear membrane microtubule tethering complex; nuclear envelope. Bases 356 to 3610 code for a protein of 1084 amino acids. Gene Ontology annotation, molecular function: protein-membrane adaptor activity. The record is from RefSeq and is a predicted model, not a curated record.